Messenger RNA from Hypanus sabinus (Atlantic stingray), 2277 nucleotides. Its product is annotated as leucine rich adaptor protein 1-like. Gene Ontology annotation, biological process: positive regulation of canonical NF-kappaB signal transduction. Bases 492 to 1088 code for a protein of 198 amino acids. The record is from RefSeq and is a predicted model, not a curated record. Lineage: Eukaryota; Metazoa; Chordata; Chondrichthyes; Myliobatiformes; Dasyatidae. The transcript has 2 exons.
UUGGUCACCGUGCCCUGGUUUACCUGAAGGUUUGCUCUGCUGCUUCGGGUGGGGAGUUGAGAGACGGGGAGAGAGGGAGUGAAACACACACACACACACACUCUGCAAGGUCAGCGAGCCUUGCACUGAAAACGAGCUGAAGUGUUCACUACUAUCUGCCGUUUUACCCACCGUAUGCCGUUCUAAAAUUGAAUUAAUCCAGAGUAACCGGCAAAAGAAAAACAGAUUUGAACACUUGCUGCACUUUUCAAACAUCAAUUUCCCCAACUGACAUUUGUCUUCGAAGAAGCGAGACAGCAUCGACUUAAUCACUUUGCACUGGAGUCCCAGUGAUCCUUGCAAUUAAGAAUUAACUACCUUGACUUUGUUAUCAUCAGUCCCAUGCUGAUGUGUAUUCCUUCUCAACCUCACGAUUGGUUCAAAAUGUUUCAUUUGACGUGUUGCAAUCUAUAAUAAUUGCGUUUGAACCAUCAAACAUUCAUUUGGCGAGAAUGGAGGAAUAUGUCCUGCCGGAUUUAAAAGAACUGGAGAUCAAGAUGGGACGUAAGAUUCCCGAAAGCCUGUUACGAUCACUUAGGGAAGACCAGCCAUGCCGCCGCACAGACGAUGAGGUAGCUCUUUCUACCUCGGGAACUUUGAGUAGCUGCAACGCGUUGGAGAGAUUGGAAGCUAAGAUUCAGGUAUUGAAGCUGGAAAUGGCUUGUCUCAGGGCAAUUGAUGUCAAGCUGAUGCAUCAGUUACUCACCAUCAAUGAAGGUAUUGAAUCCAUCAAAUGGAUGAUGGAGGAGAAGGGAACAUUGGCCAGCAGGGCCAGCAGUUUGGCAAGUAGUACCUACAGCUUGAUGGAAAGCCAGAACACCUCACUGCGAGGCAGUUGGAACAGCUUGCAAGAGGGUGGUGAUGGACUUGACUCAAUUUCUGUGGGGAGUUAUCUAGACACACUGGGUGAUGACCUGCCAGGUCACCGCACACCCUCGGACAUAGAUCCUUUUUCAGAUGAACAUUUGACAAAAGAGUCACUGAAAAGUGAAACUAUCAGUAAAGAAUCCAAAGAGGACUCUGAUGAUGGAUAUUAUUAUUUUGGAUAAGUUACUUGAGACCAAGAAGAUAAUGUCUCUGCAUUAUCUGUGUUAUUGAGUUUAUUUCUAACUUUAAUGAUGUGAAAUAGUUGAUAUAAAUUAAACAGAGGAAAUGUAUAUUGGAUGACUAAUCUGAUAUCACCUAUUUUACAGUACUGUCCAUAAUCAGAAUUCACUACAUUGAGAUUAUGUUGCCAUAGUAACUUCAGUGCAAAGGACAAUGUGAGCAGGGAUAUUUUGAAAUAUUAGAGUAAAGUUUCUGUACAGAAUAACAUCACAGACUGGAUAGAAACAGUAAAACCAAUGCAAAAGAUUGAGGUGUGUUGAUAUAGGAGUUAAAACUAAAAUUAUUAACUUUUGUGUAGCUUUCAAUCUUUCACUCGGGUUCAAGAUUCACUUUACUUAAAUGAAGCUCGGUCAGAAAACUGGCCAUUCAAUCUGAAUUAAAUAACACAGCUCUGCUGCUUGCGCAGAUUCAAGGAAGGCUGCAGUAAUUUCAGCCAUGGUUUCAUGUUACAUUCCAUUUUUUUAAAAUCAUAUAAAAGAAAUCAAAUUGACUAAUAUAAAUCUACAAAAUGGUCCAACAGUUCAAAAUUAUUAAAUUGUUCAGUAUAGUUUUUAAAGCUACUUUCAAUUAUCUUAAGUCAGGUGACUUAUAGGUGUUGGUCAGGAGACUUUAAAAUGCUAACUUCUUAGGAAUAGUUAAUAAAUUAUUCCAGAAUAAAUGAAACUAAGCCAGGUUGCUACUAUAGGAGACAUUUUAAUAGAGAUGAGAACAAAAACAGAAAAAAAAGCAUUCUGUUACACCAUUCAAUUGUACUCUCUCAUGUUUCUGAUGAUGCAGAUAUUGGUAGAUAUUGGAUAUUGGUAGAAACUUGAACUGUACUCUGAUCAGUGAUUUUUUAAGUGCAUUUUAAAUGCAAAUUUCUAGUUUUAGCCAAAGUAAACAAUUCAGUUCAUUUUUUUAAAAGAAUAAGUUUAAGUUUGUACUUGGUUUUCCUUCACAUUUCUACAAGUGGAAGGGAAACAAAACAAAUGUGUAUGAGAAGCACCAAUUGGUAUAAUUUAUUAAAAUCAAAAGGAGUGGGAAUGGUUUUUAUUACAACUCAGCAUAAAACUAGACAAUAAGAAUGUUUUCUUGUUAUUAUGGAAUAUAAGAUUAAACGGAAAAAAGCAAUAAAACUGUUUCCUGAAAUUA